Auxenochlorella protothecoides is the source of this 1248-nucleotide messenger RNA. Its product is annotated as Parafibromin. Gene Ontology annotation, biological process: transcription elongation by RNA polymerase II; positive regulation of transcription elongation by RNA polymerase II. The transcript is spliced from 6 exons. The record is from RefSeq and is a predicted model, not a curated record. NCBI's taxonomy places the organism in Eukaryota, Viridiplantae, Chlorophyta, Trebouxiophyceae, Chlorellales, Chlorellaceae. Gene Ontology annotation, molecular function: RNA polymerase II complex binding. Bases 1 to 1248 code for a protein of 415 amino acids. Gene Ontology annotation, cellular component: Cdc73/Paf1 complex.
AUGGAUCCGCUCCGGCUCCUGCGGGAGUACGUGAGCGGUGGGCGUCUCGAGGAGGUCACCACGGUGGGGGACCGGGUGCACUUCGGCACCCGUUUCGCCCUCCCCCGCUCUGCCCGGACGGCCUACAAGUCUCAGGCCAAGGACGGCGCCUUCUACGAUCUGGGAGCCCUGCUCUUCUAUGCCAGGAACUUGGGCCCCACCUUCAAGUAUGCCGACUACUUCAAGAAGGCCAGGGAGGCCGGGGUCGGGCAGGUCACCUUCAUCGACCGCAAGGACCUGGAGCUGUACCUGACCGGCAAGAUUGACAAGUCGGCGGCCAUCGAGGAGGGUCCCCAGGACCUGGGGCCGGUGGAGGGCCCCGAGGCCGUGGACCCCGGCCUCCCGCCCCUCGGCGCCCCCAGCGAGGAGGCUGCGGGGCCGGGCGGCGUGGGUGGAAAGGAGGGCGACGCUGAGGAGGCCACCCUGCGCCGCGUCCUGGCCAACGAGCUCCAGCUGCGGGACCGCAACUCCAUGCUGCUGGUCCCCGGCCGCUCCUUCCACAAGGUGCUGGCCCUCCUCCGCGCCGUGCAGGCCGACGAGGCCUGUGCCCCCCUGACUCAGCCCAAGAAGAAGGAGGGGGGGGGGGGAUCGCUGCCCGUGGCGCCCUCCGGCCGCUACGAGCGCGAGACCGCGCAGGACGCCACGCUGCGCACGCUGGGCGCGCAGCAACUGGGCAUCAGCAGCGUGGCCUUCACGACCGCUGGCGCGAGGGCGCCGGGGUCGGGGCGGCCCAUCAUCAUGGUCCCGCCGGGGCUGACCUCCAUGGUCAACAUGUACAACAUCGGGCCGCUACUGGAAACGGGGACCUUCAAGCCGGCCGAGGGCGUGCGGAAGAGCGACCGCCUCAUCAUCUCGCGGACCAUGGGCCGUGCCAAGCCCGUGGCCUACGAGGUGACAGACCAGGAACCUCGGCACCGCAGGGACUGGGACCGCGUGGUCGCGGUGUUCUGCUCGGGCAAGGCGUGGCAGUUCAAGAAGUGGCCCUUCCCGGGGGCCUCGUCGGGGGACCUGCUGGACACCUUCCAGAGGAUGGCGGGGGCGUACCUGCACUACCAGGACGAGCAGAUCGACCCCGCCGUCAAGGCUUGGAAGGUCAAGGUGUACAGCCUGUCGCGCGAGGGCCGGCACAGGGACAUUGUCAUCGCCCAGGAUUUCUUCAAGACCCUGGACGCCUUCCUGCAGGCCAAGAAGAGCACCCUGGCAUACUGA